Messenger RNA from Prunus persica (peach), 1621 nucleotides. RefSeq lists its product as uncharacterized. The coding region runs from base 248 to 1240 and encodes 330 amino acids. NCBI's taxonomy places the organism in Eukaryota, Viridiplantae, Streptophyta, Magnoliopsida, Rosales, Rosaceae. The record is from RefSeq and is a predicted model, not a curated record. The transcript is spliced from 5 exons.
UUUAAAGUCAUUUGCUUGGUGGAUGGGGACCACUCUUAGCUUGUUUACUGAGUUUCUGGUGACGGGCAUUUUUGGGUUUAUGAGCUCCAAGGCACAAAAGGGCUCUACAUUUCUGCAUUGAAUCUGCCAUAUGUGAGAGUCUUGUUUUAUAUUUUGGCUGUGGUGGGUAGGUGGGGUUGACCUAGCUUUCAAAGGAAUAACGUAAUUCAUGAGGAAGGUCAUCAAGUGAGCUCUCUACAUCCAUAAUAUGGAAUCAGCCAUGGUGAGCAUAAGAAGAAGCAAACGCUUGAGACUACGCGCCGAGAGAAGUUCUGUUCUAGCACCAUUGCCAAGGUUUUGUGACAAGGGAACUGCUCCUCAAAAUUCUACCCAAACAAAACCAGAUAGUGUGCAUCCAAUGCCUUCAAAUGAUGUAAGUCUGCCAGAGGGGAAUGCAACUCGUACGAGGGCUUCCCCUGAGAUUAUCAGUAUGUUGAGAGAGCCAGCUGCUGCAGAGAGAGUUUUGCUGGGCUUACUUGGCCCUGAUGAUACCAGGAUUAUGCAGGAGUAUGAUGACGGUGGUUUGAGGCAAAACUUGGCCCACCAUGCCCUUGGUGCCUGCCUUCACUUUGCCAUGUGGCUAAAGGAAAAUGGAGAGUCUUCCUUAGCCUCUAGGGAGCGCAAUGAAGCCAGAGCUCGUGUUGCAGGGCUGGAGGAAAGAGUUAGACAUGUUGAGGAGAUUCUGAGGCAUCUGGUCCAAGAAUAUGAGUCUAAGCUAAAUGGCCUGCAAAAUAAUGUUGAUCAGCUGAGGCCGAAGGCUGAGUUCUGCAAGAGGAAAUGGAAGGAGCAGGAGGCGUUGCAUCAAGAGAAGGCCACUCGUUUGGAAGAGGUUUUGAAGCAGCUUGAGGAAGCUAACUCCGACCUUGCCAAGGUCACUCAAAGUCAUGACAUGGCAAGAACGCGUAUCGAAAAGCUGACUAGUGCCCUCACUCGGAGCAGGAAGCUCUACGAGCAGGCUGAGGUUGAAGUGAAGAAGGUUCAGCAGGACUGCGAAAUGGAUAGGAUCCUUGGGGAAAUAGAGAAGGAAGAGCGUGGGAAAAAAAGGAUUGCUCUGACCACCGAGCUAGAGCUGGUAGAGGGCUUCCAAAACCAAAACCAGAAGAUGGAAGGUGGGAUCAUGCCAACACCGGAGCUAAACAAAGAUGUUAGCAAGCAAGUGGAAGAAGCUGAAGACAUUGAUGAACUGGUGGACGUUGACUAGUUUCUGAGCCUUUUGCAAUCACUGUAAAAUUCAUUAUGAGUGUUACAGGGUUGAUGGUGCUCGUUUCUCCUGCCCAACUUGUCAACCGGUUUCUCUGGCUAUAGAAUUGUCACCACCACCUGCAGCUGGAGGAUGAAGAAGUCGAGACUCAGGGUGCUCUCUCAUUGAGAGAGAGAGAGAGAGAGAGAGAGAGAGAGAGAGAGAGAGAGAGAGAGAGAGAUACAACUACAUUAUUAUCAAAUAUAUAAUCAACCAGCAAAGCCCUUUUUGAUUACGCUAAUAGUGGGAUCUGCACAUAUACAACUACAUUAUUAUCAAAUAUAUAUCAAUGAUCAUGUUUAGAGUAAUAUUUUAACACAAAAAAAUGCCAUCUUUAUUUGU